Adineta ricciae is the source of this 624-nucleotide messenger RNA. Lineage: Eukaryota; Metazoa; Rotifera; Eurotatoria; Adinetida; Adinetidae. The record is from the annotation of a GenBank genome assembly.
AUGUUGGGUGGAUUAUUUCUAAUCGGUGCAUCAUGUAUGUACUUUGCUAAAGUUAUGCGAUACUUUGCAUUAGCUUUAACGGUUGGUGGAUGGCUUUUUACUAUCGGUUCAUCCUUUCUUCUCCUUGCUGAUCUUCAGCAAUGGUGGUACGAUCGAAAAGUUUCCGAUUCUAUGAAACCACGCAAAGUGGAUCGCUUAACUGUUGCUCGUUCGUUUAUUACAUCAUGUGGAUCAGCCUGUUAUGUAUCUGGAUCAGCAUUGUUAAUCCCUUAUUUCGAAAAACACACGCAUAUAGGUAACUGGUUAAUCAUGAUUGGCUCUGUUGUUAUAUUUCUGUCUGCAUGUUGGCAAAUCUGUAACAAUGGUCGUCGUAACCGCACGGAUCCAUACGAAUAUAGUUUUCAUUGUACAAAUCUCAUUAACAACCUUUCGUCAUUAUGCUUUAACAUCUGUAAUGGACUUGGCGGUGUGUUUUAUUUCCUUGGUGUAUUCUUUGCACCAUUUGAAUACAGUGCUAACGAAUUUCAAACAAAUAUCUCUGCAAUCUUUUGUGUUACUGGUGGUACUUUCUUUUUUCUUGCAAGUCUUUUUCUCCAAUAUCAAUAUUAUUCUGCACAAUUGUAG